Molecule: messenger RNA, 1596 nt
Organism: Mercenaria mercenaria
Lineage: Eukaryota; Metazoa; Mollusca; Bivalvia; Venerida; Veneridae
Product: E3 SUMO-protein ligase ZBED1-like
Exons: 1
Coding region: 1-1596 (531 amino acids)
Molecular function (GO): DNA binding
Source: RefSeq, a predicted model, not a curated record
AUGCCUCCGACUACUUCCGACGUUUGGAAGUACUUUACACGUGCAAAUGAUCGAAAAUCGGCUAAGUGCAACCUGUGUGAGACUACCCUUGCUUAUUCUGGAGGAACUUCUAACCUCCGGAAUCAUCUCAAUGGAAAACAUCCAUCAAUUAACAGUGGAAAUACGGACGAUACAAAAAAGCAAACAUCUCUGUCAGCGUUUGUUUCAACACCGAAAAAAGUGUCAUCGUCUGAAAGUGAGAAAAUAACUCAGUGGAUAGCGAAUAUGGUUGUUAUGGAUUAUAUGCCACUAAGUGUCGUUGAAGGAGAAGGAUUUUUAAGUCUGAUGAAUACUGUAGUGCCAGUGUAUAAUGUGCCAUCCAGGAAUACUAUUCGUUCUCGGAUUGUUAAACGAUAUGAUAGUGAGAAGGACUUGCUAAAAUCAUCUCUCGCGAGUGUAUCUUCUGUUGCUAUAACAACUGACACGUGGACAUCCAAUGCAACAGAAAGCUACAUUACGGCCACAGAGCACCAUAUCGAUAAUGAGUGGCGCAUGAGGAGCAAUGUGCUGCUUACUCGUGCCAUGCCAGAGAGACAUACGGGGGCAAACUUGGCACGAAAACUUCAGGACUGCAUUUCUGAAUUCGGCCUCGUGGGGAAAGUUGAAACAUGUGUACAUGAUAACGCGAGAAACAUGGAUUGUGCUGGACGCAUAUGUGAUGAGUGGAGCGAUCUCGGUUGUUUUGGACAUACUUUGCAACUGUGUAUAAAACCGGCGCUAGAACUACAGAGUGUUUCAAAAACGGUAGCUAAAUGUAGGAAACUUGUCGGCCACUUUAAACAUUCAACAACACUAACGGCCGAAAUGAGGAAACGCCAAGUUACACUGGGUGCUCCCGAGCACGAGCUUCAACAGGACGUUGUUACCCGAUGGAAUUCCACCUACUACAUGUUACAACGUGUAUCUGAGCAAAGACGCGUGUUAACGGACAUUAUGCUGGAUACUAGCAUCACAAGCAAGAAUGAUAGUGCGCUUCUGUUGAAGGAUCACGAAUGGGACAUUAUCAGUGAUCUCUGUGAUGUGUUACGUAUUCUCACGGACGUUACAACGUACAUGUGCUCUGAUCAGUAUGUGUCUUGCUCAGAGAUAUAUCCGAUCGUGUUUGGAUUAAUAAACGGUUGUCUCAAACGCACAAGUGAUGAUAGUGGACUAAUCGCGAAGGUGAAGGACACUAUAAGGGGAGAGUUCAUCAGGCGUUUUAAGCCUGACUCUGUGGACACUGCUUCAACGGUGCCUAUGUUGGCAUCACUUCUUGAUCCCAAGUAUAAACGGCUCGGAUUUCUGACACGUGAACAACGCAAGGCAACUCAUGAAAUGUUGGAAAGUAAAAUCGACGAAAUGCCGUUACGAAUCUCGCGUGAAAGUGAUAGUGAACCAACACCAAAACGGCGCAAACUUGAUUUUCUGUGUAUUGAAUCACCGGAGAAAGACGAUAGUAGUGACGAAAUUAUGUGCUAUCUGUCGGAAAAAAUAUAUAAGGACGUCGAUACUCUAGAGUGGUGGAAAAAUAAUGAACACAGAUUUCCUAAGAUUGCUCUCAUUGCAAAAAGGUUCUAG